This is a messenger RNA of Halichondria panicea, 6005 nucleotides long. RefSeq lists its product as uncharacterized. NCBI's taxonomy places the organism in Eukaryota, Metazoa, Porifera, Demospongiae, Suberitida, Halichondriidae. Bases 1 to 4749 code for a protein of 1582 amino acids. The transcript has 14 exons. The record is from RefSeq and is a predicted model, not a curated record.
AUGACUUCUUACUGUUACACCUCAGAUACUCCAAAUGGUUCCAAACAUCCUUCCACGUCAAAGGAAGGCCCUAACCCAAUCAAUACUCAAAACCGAACCUACUUGAAAAAACUGGAUGAGCUGAUGGCCGACACAAGUGGCACUAUAGAGCUACAUUAUCUCAAGACGCACUUCAUUGGUCCCUCGGGUCUUGGAAAAACGACCACUCGACAGCGGCUUGUUGGAUCCAUUACUAACCUGUCUUUGCUGCCCGAAAAUCAAAGGAAACGCUGCAGUACAUUACUAGCCGAGUGUGAACAAGUAUUGGCCUUUGUUGACAAAUCUGGAACAAAGCUUGAAUUCAAAGCAUCUUCAAGCCUAGAGGAAGAAACACAGUUUAUCUUCUCUUACCUUAUGUCCUGUGAACCUAUUGAAGACAGCACUGUCAGUCCACCUAAGGAACAGCCCACAAAAGAAACCACUGACCCAAAGAAGCAAACUCAACUCAAGAUCGAUGAAGCUGCUACUGCACCCAAAGAAACGGUAUCACCAACACCUAGGCAAACACCAGAACCACCGAAAAAGGUCGGGAAAGUGACCACUGUAGAUGUUGAAAAGGUUGUGUCGAGACUUCGGAGUAUUGUGGGUUCAGGAGAGUACACUAAAGAGCUGCUGAACAAAGUCCUACUCAAUCUGGUCGAUAUAGGUGGGCAGCCUGGAUUUGUGGAGAUGUUUCCUUUUCUAAGCAAAGGCGCAGGGAUUUUUCUGGUAUUCUUUCGACUGGACAAAGACCUCGAUGACAUGUGUCAAGUCUCCUACGAACGAGGAAAGGACAAGAUCAUUCAACUUACACAAACAGAGAAACGCUCUCUCAAAUCCUCUCAGGUACUUUCAAGGAUGAACUGGCAAUGCAAAUCAAAGUCGAUCUUCUAUACGAGAAAUAUUGUGCCUCAACAAAAGCUGUCUGCAAGAGCGAUUGUCUGCAAGAGCGAUAGUACCACUGCCAGCAAGAGCCUAGAAGAACACGAACAAAAGAAAGCAAUUCGGGAUAUUUUGACUCAAACAAAGAGUGAUAAGCAAGCUAACGUCAGUGCAGAAGACACGGCUGCCAUUGAGCAAACAAUCAGCCAAAACCUCAACUCAGACCCUUUCAAUAAAUGUGUCCAAGACCGGUUAGAGCAAAAGUUGACGGAGAAAAACGAAGCUGUGAGCACGAUUACCAGCAAGUUUGAGGAUUUACUUUCUAACCCAAAGGACAAGAGGUUCAUAGCAGUGGACAACUACGAAGGCACUGAUUCUGAUAUGGAACCUCUUCGUGAACAUCUUCAUGGCUUAUUCAGUAGCUAUUUCAAAGAUGCCAAGCUUCGCAUUCGCCCACAACAGCUUUUGUUUGGAGUUGUACUGAGAAAAGAGUAUGACAUUGUGUCUAUGGAAGAAUGUAUUCGUAUCGGUACCGAGGGGUUAAAGAUGAGAGAGGAGGAGGUUCGAUUCACCGUUUGGUACCUGGAUCGGUAUGUUGGAGCUUUAAUCUAUCAUCCAGAGAUCAAGGACAAAUGGUUUAGGAACUUUGUCAUUUGCAACCCCCAAGUGGUAUUCAACAGCCUCAGUGUUCUCGUUGUCAAUCCGCUGCUGGAGCUCCAUUCUGAAAUGAGCAGUAUUCACUUCAAGGAAGCUGAGAGAAAGAAUUGGAUACUCAAGGGGCAAUUCUCACUGAAAACAAUCACUCGAUGCCAUUCGGAAGAAAACCAGGGUGUGAAGAAAGACCAGUUGAUUCCUGUUGAGAAGCUGCUCAUACUGCUCGAGCAUUCCCAUCUUUUGGCCAAAAUCACAGCAGUGGUGAAGGAAGGCCAUACCACAGAAAAAAUCGAAACGACGUAUUUCAUCCCUGCCAUUCUCAAGUGUGCAUCUCCCGAGGAACUAACGAAACCACCCACCACUGGCAUUGAUACACCCUCUCCAAUCAAGAUCACAUUUGACCCCCAAUACGUUCCCACUGGAAUAUUCUGUGCCAUGAUCAGUGAUUUGGUCUCAAGGGGGAGUAAAGGCAAGGGCAUUCUGGGCAUGACUUGGAAACUUGCCACUGAUUCUCCAGUAAAGAGAAACCUCGUCUCCUUUCACAUUGACGAAUCUGCCAAGCAUUUUGUUACCCUGAUUUCUCAGGUUGAUAGCUACGAAAUACGAAUUAUUCGAAAAUGCAAGGACCAUACGAUGCACGAGCUUUGUUCCUACGUCCUCUCAACCCUCCUGUUGGUGAUGAAGGAUAUUAGUCCACUACUCUCUCCGAUUAUUGCCUUCGACUGCUACUGCGGCAAACAUGAAGAUGGUUCCAAGCUUUGCCUCCUCACAACAGGAGUUGAUCCCUGCUUUAGCUGCACACACAGAGUCUCUCUGAGCCCUCACCAAGAAUGCUGGUUUGCAAAAGAAGUCAGCCUGGGAGAGGAUGUUUCUCUACGGGCCUUGCCCUUUGCCUCUAACCAAGAGUUGAGGGACAAGAGCCUCUCCUUCGAGUGGAGCAAGAGAAUACCUGAAAUUAACUGUGAUGAACACAAAUUGGAAUUCAAAGCCUCGUCAAAUGGUCACUUCAAGGGCUUUAUCAGUUGUGAGAUCUCCAAGAACCAGAAGCAUUUCUUUACCGUGUACCACUGCCUGAGAAAAAGUAUCGGUAAUGCAGUGACUCCACUAGCCACUCCACACACAACCACUCCGUCAGUUCAACAACGUGAGACAACAGCGACUACAGCUCAGUUGAGUCAAGAGUGCUCGGAUGAAGCUCUUCUCCAGUUGUCUACCGAGAUAGCUGGCUAUGACAAAUACAAGCUCAGGCUGGGCCUCAGUGAUGCUGAGAUUGAGAAUAUCGAUCAGACCAUUGAUAAUAUCCCAGGGAGAUUUCACGCUGCUCUAAAGAAGUGGAAGAGUAAAAGCAUCAUUUUCGAUAAUCCAUCGAAAUCGUCAGCUACUUACGGUCGAUUAGUGGAAAUUGCCUCAGAGAUUGAGGACGGAGAGGCAGUUCGCAGCAUUCACAAGGCCUGUGUCAAGGAUACACUUCAGCCACAUAAGACGAUAGUGACAGCGACUGCAGCUCAGUUGAGUCAAGAGUGCUCGGAUGAAGCUCUUCUCCAGUUGUCUACCGAGAUUGCUGGCUAUGACAGAUACAAGCACAGGCUGGGCCUCAGUGAUGCUGAGAUUGGUGCUAUCGAUCUGACAAUUGUUGGUAUUCCAGGGAAAUUCCUCGCUGCUCUAAAGAAGUGGAAGAGUAAAAAUAUUCUCCAAUUCAAUCCAUCGAAUUCAACAGCUACUUACGAUCGAUUAGUGGAAAUUGCCUCAGAGAUUGAGGACGGAGAGGCAGUUCGCAGCAUUCACAAGGCCUGUGUGGAGCAUACCAGACUGGAGGUAUUGCUGACAUUUCCUAAUGCAUACGUAUAUACAGAUCUUCUAGAGCGCAAAAGAUUAUUGGGAUCAGGUGAAGAAGUUGAAACUCUGUCAAACCGUCUAAAACAAGGAGAAUAUCUUGUGGAAAUCAGUAACAAAUCUAUGAAGUUUAUCAAUUUUGGAAUUAAGAUUUCUGUCCUGGAAAAUUCGCUACCUGAAGGUAUCGAUACGUGUGUCUUACACAUAUCCUUUGAGUUAUCCACUGACUUUGAGACUCCCGCUAACUUUAAACUACUCAGCUCAAUUUAUCGUGUGAAAUGUGAGCCCAAAGUACAGUUUAAGAAGCCUCUCACCUUGGAAAUACAACACUGUGCGAGUUUAAGCUCUGACCACCAUCAACAAAAGUUUGUCUUUGCUCGAGCAACAGAUCAGAGCAAAAAGUUUGAGAUCCUGGAGGGUGGACACUUUCCUAUUGGUGAACGCUAUGGAUCCAUCCAGCUUACUCGUUUCAGUCGCCUCGGUGUUUUCAUUCGUAAAGUAUUUGGCUUUCCAACUGAGAAGAUGUACAGUGCCUUGCUGUUCAGAAAGAACUCGCUCCCCCAUCACACAAUUGACGUGAAAUGUGUGGUAUGUCAGGAUCUAGCAACUCAUGUAAAGGUAAUUAGAGAGGAGUUAGAAAAAGAUAGAUUCACAAAAGAAACGGAUCUAGAUCAAAUUCAAUUUGAAAAUGUGGUGGAGGUGGAGCUGCGUUCAGAGAAUUCCGAGCUUUGGACUGUUGAUAGAGGAUCAUCCACUCUGUCCAGAGAUCGUAUUGAGGGAUACUCAAGAGUGUUGGGUUCUAAUAGACAACUUGGACUUGUUCCAGCCAUCAAUUAUAGAUUUAAUCUGAACGGAAAUUUGGUUUCUGAAUCAGUAAAAUUUUGGCUGAUGAGAACCGAAGAGAGCCAUCGUUUGGCCCUACGUAUUCGCUGUAAUGCAGUGACUCCACUAGCCACUCCACACACAACCACUCAGUCAGGAGGAUUGUCAGCAGAGGAGCAUCCUAGCAAAAUUGACCAAACAGUAGAAAUUCCAAAACUGUUUCUGACUGGAGCUGAUAUCCAAACAAUUCGCGAUAGUCUCAAAAAUGCAAGCAAAGAUUGGUUUGAUUUAGGAUUGGCUCUCGGAAUGAAUAUUACUGACUUGAAAGACAUUGAAGACCAACACGCUAGUAACAAACGCCGCCUAACAGAGAUGGUGGUCAAGCGUCUUGAAGUCACUGAUCCAGAACAUCCGAUGACAUGGCCUUACAUAUGUGAAUGUCUAAGGAGUCCUACUGUUGAGCGUAACGAUGUAGCCGAGAAAAUUGAAGAAAAGUAUGUGAGGACAGCAACUGCAGUUGCUCAUAGUGCCACCAAUUGAUCAUGAGAACCUGACAAGAUACUGAAAGGGACGAAUAAAGAUGUCAAGUAAAGAAGCAUGCAAGAAUAUUAAGUAAAGAACUAACUCUGUGUUGACUAUAAGUACUGACUAUUAUAAUGCUCUGUGUUCUGUGUGUGUGUGCAUACAUGUAUAUAUACCAUCACCUUCUAUUAAUUUUAUAACAUUUUUAUCAUUUCCAAUUUUCUAGUCUAGUGACCCUUUACCAUUCUUGUUGGGUAUGGGAUCACUUCAGUUGCUUCUUGUUAACCACAUGACCUCAUGAUCAGAGAGAGCUAGCCUCGAUCCCAGGCCGCUCUUCCUAGAAGAGAGGCUGAGGCCUUGUGAAGGAGGCUAAGAGAGAGCUAGAGUGUCUCAAGGCAUGAGAGCUGAAGGACCAUGCAUUGCAGUCCAGUAUUAAUGGUGGUGGAUAUGGUGGCUAGUCUGCAGAGGGAGCUGGACAAUGCUAGGGUGAGUAUAUAGUGUCAGGUCUUAUUGAGUGGACCCAGAUACUCUCUUUAUCUUAUGGAUAAUUAAUGGAACCCCCCUUUCACACAAAAGAACCACAGUAGGUGUACCUACCUCCAAUUAAAUGCGAAUAAUUUUUCACCUCCAAAAAAAAGCAACCUAGCUCUGGCAGAGGUCUUAAAAGUGUCACUUUAAAUUGAGGUCUUAUGGUAACUGUAUUUAGACCAAGCAGGACCAAACACAGUAUAUUACUCUUGUCUGCUUUAAAUGUGUUUGGAACGUCCAAUAAUGGUGUUUUUAGAUCCGUGAUUUAUUUCAGGCCCAAAUUGUCCAUAGCUUGGGCUAUAAUUAUAAUUAUUAUAAAUGGGUGCAUGUACUUUUCAGAAUUUUAUAGCUAAAUUUGAGGUUGUGCUACGAACAUCCGAUUUCAAAGAGUUGUGAUACCGUCCCUCACAAGGUAAAGGAAGCAUGCACCUGGUCAAUAUUUAGUCAAUACCUUUUGAAAAUUGAUAAUUUACUUAUUUCUAUACACAUUACACCCUCCUCCUACAUUGUUUGCAUGGUAACCUCUCUCUCUCUUUCUCUCUCUCUUAGGUGAACUAAAGAGAAGUCGCAGUUAACAAGAUAGCCAGUUGCUGGGAUGUCACGAGGGAACGAGAAAUCAGUUCUCUAAAGUCCAUAGUCUUGAACAUUAAUUUUGAAACCAUCAACUAUUAGUCUAGUAACAGUUGUGUAUCACAUGCACCCUCUCUUGCUAAAUAUUAUUUAGCAGCAAUGUUAUUGAAAAUAAA